Messenger RNA from Durio zibethinus, 3338 nucleotides. RefSeq names its product phototropic-responsive NPH3 family protein NPY5-like. Gene Ontology annotation, molecular function: protein binding. The record is from RefSeq and is a predicted model, not a curated record. NCBI's taxonomy places the organism in Eukaryota, Viridiplantae, Streptophyta, Magnoliopsida, Malvales, Malvaceae.
UGGCCUAUUUUGAAUCAAUCACUUUGUUUUGUUUCAAUUUGAGGUGGAUUUUUAGUCCUUUUUUUUUUGUUUUCUUCUUCUGUUCUUUACCUCAGAGGAAUAAUUCACAAUGAAGAUAUGAUCUUGUUGAUGUGAUGCCAUUUUUUGUGUUAUUGGGUCUAUUUAAAGUUUGUUGAUUGUUUUGGUUUUAAAACGGCAAAGGAGAGAUGUUUUCGGGUUGUGUACUGGCGUUUUUGGAGCUGACCAUGAAUUCUUGUGGUUCAGUUGUUAGUGCUUUUAUUUUGGUGAAAGAACAUGGGUUUUCUACCUUAAGCAUAGGAGUAAAAGGUUAAAGUCUCGACAGAAGAGUUGUAAAGGAAUGUGCAUUCUGGGUUUUGGUGUUUAGAGAUUUCUGUGGACCUCAAAAGUUCUUGGUAAUGUUGUAGGUGUGUGUGUGUGUGUGAGAGAGAGAGAGAGAGAGAGAGAUCCAUUGAGAAUAGAAAAACAAAGAGAAUAAGAUAAACAAAUAAGGGAAGGGAGGUGGUGUCAGUUUUGGCAAGUGGGGUGUCUUUGGUUUUGAGAAUUAUAUAUGUUUUGAGAGUUUGUGUUGUUGUCCAUGUCUUCUUAGCUGACCGUUUCUGCCCGGAGUCCUUGCUUUCUGUUACAAACUGAGGAAGCAACCCAUUUCUUUGGGGUCUCUUCCCAGUCAAGUGACCACUUUGUAAAAUCACUGUAUCUCCAUUUAUUCCUUUUCUCCCCUUAUGUGUCCUCAUUUUGUGUGAAAGAUUCGAUCAUACUAAGGAAUGCACAUGAUUUGCUUUUGAUCCAUCCUGUAUAUUUUGACAUUAAGGAGCUCUGUUAGUGGUGAUUUUGGCACUGAUUUGUGCCACUGGACUACUGGAGUAUUUUUGUAGAUUUAAGAGGUAAAAAUCUGAGUGCUAGAAAGAGAAGAGGUUUCAAUCUUUCUUUAGCGAGAUGAAGUUUAUGAAACUGGGAUCCAAGCCUGAUUCAUUUCAGACUGAUGGAGAGAGUAUCAGGUAUGUUGCAACUGAGUUGGCAACUGAUAUAGUCGUUAACAUCGGGGAUGUGAAAUUCUAUCUGCAUAAGUUUCCUUUGUUAUCCAAAAGUGUGCGCUUGCAGAAGCUGGUUGCUACAUCAAAUGAUGAGAACAAUGAUGAAAUCUACAUUCAGGAUAUACCUGGUGGACCUGCUGCUUUUGAAAUAUGUGCUAAGUUUUCUUAUGGUAUGACAGUAACUCUCAAUGCAUAUAAUGUUGUCGCAGCUCGAUGCGCGGCAGAAUACCUUGAAAUGUAUGAAACUGUUGAGAAAGGAAACCUUAUCUAUAAGAUUGAUGUCUUCCUGAAUUCAAGUAUAUUCAGGAGCUGGAAAGAUUCUAUCAUUGUUCUUCAAACAACAAAAUCUCUACUUCCAUGGUCUGAGGAACUAAAGGUGGUCAGCCACUGCCUUGAUUCCAUAGCUUCCAAGGCGUCAAUUGAUACUUCUAAGGUGGAGUGGUCAUACACCUAUAAUAGGAAAAAGCUCCCAUCGGAGAAUGGAAAUAGUCCACAAUGGAAUGGUGUGAGAAAACCGCAAAUGGUUCCAAAUGACUGGUGGGUAGAAGAUCUGUGUGAGCUUCAUAUUGAUUUAUACAAGCGUGUGAUAACAACAAUUAAAACAAAAGGCAGAGUGUCUGGUGAUGUAAUUGGAGAAGCCCUAAAUGCGUACACCCUGAGAAGAUUGCCUGAUUUUAGCAAGGGUAUGAUCCAGAAUAAUGAUUUCAUAAAGUAUAGGUCGUUGGUGGAGACAAUUGUGUGGCUGCUGCCCACUGAGAAAGGAACUGUUUCUUGUAGCUUCUUGCUUAGGUUAUUAAGAUCAGCAAUUUUAUUGGAUUGUGGAGAAAUGGAGAGAAAUGAGUUGAUGAGGAGAAUCGGUCAGCAGCUUCCUGAGGCAGCAGUGACUGAUCUUUUAAUUCGAGCUCCAGCUGGAGAAGCAACAAUAUAUGAUGUUGACAUAGUUCACAACUUAGUCGAGGAGUUUGUGACUCACAGUUCCCAAACUGACCCCAUUGAAAAUGAAUUCCAGGAGAGUAGAAGCCCCAAGUUUGUAAUAGAUGCUUCUACAGUUUUGGUAGCAAAGCUAAUCGAUGGCUACCUAGCUGAAAUUGCACGAGACCCAAAUUUACCUCUUUCAAAAUUUGUCAAUCUUGCUGAAAGUGUAGCAAGCUUUUCAAGACCUUCUCAUGAUGGACUUUACCGUGCCAUAGACAUGUAUCUAAAGGGACACCCUGGAAUCAGCAAGAGUGAGAGAAGGAGAAUAUGCAGGUUAAUGGACUGCAAGAAGCUGUCACCCGAAGCCUGCAUGCAUGCUGUACAAAAUGAGAGGCUCCCGAUGCGUGUUGUUGUGCAGGUCCUCUUCUUUGAGCAAGUCAGGGCUACAGCAUCCGCUGGCAAUAGCACGCCUGAUCUUCCAGGGUCCAUUAGAGCCCUUCUCCCUGGAGGGUCUCAUGGCAGCUCAAGGACCACUACAACUAACACUGAAGAGGACUGGGAUUCUGUGCCAACAGCUGAGGAUAUCAAGGCGUUGAAAGGGGAGCUUGCUACUCUAAGAUUAGGCAGUAGUGGCAGUGAUAGAAACGGAAAUGAUGCUGCUAAAAGUGAUGUCGAAAAGGCUGCAGCUAGUAAAAUGAAAGGUUUGGUCAUGUCAAAGAUCUUCUCAAAACUUUGGUCAAGUAAGGAAAGACAUGGGGAAAUUAGCAGCUCUGAUACAUCAGAGAGCCCUGGAUCAGUCAAUGCGGAAGAAACAAAGUCCACUCCGUCCAGAACUAGGAGACAUUCACUAUCUUAGUUGAGGAUGCUCUUAUUAGCAGAAUUGGAGCAUGCCAUUGUCAGGGUUUGUAAAAUUUUCUCAAAUGACUGUAGAAGAUUAGAACCGACUUUUCUAUGUGGUUUAUUUAUCCCUUGGGUUUUUCGAGCAAAUGGAAUGAGGCAUAUUGAAUAGACCGGGGAUUGAUUUGUAAGCUCACUGCCACAUUUUGUUCCAUGAAAGGCUCUAGAUUGUUCAUUGUUGCAACAAGUAGGUUGCUAAGUUUCUUUACAAUUCUGAUAUCCUGCAAAAGCAUCCGUUCUUAAACUCAAAUAGGAUCCCAAUGUGCAACAAUUCCAAACUAAGCUGAUAUGAAGCAGUACUGCUUAACAUCAUGGAUGGUUGGAUAAUUAUUUUGUGUAAUUACCAUUUCUAAGUUUCGAAUGCUGUACUGAUCUGAGUGUAGCAAUCAAGCCAUCCCUGCAAACAGGAAAUGUGUAAAAAUUAAUGAAUUAAAAGUGAGCUUGUGCUAAAACAAGUUCUGCUAUACUGUUAUA